Ectocarpus siliculosus is the source of this 2361-nucleotide messenger RNA. The record is from the annotation of a GenBank genome assembly. Lineage: Eukaryota; Phaeophyceae; Ectocarpales; Ectocarpaceae.
CAAUGUCAUCGUUCAGGAGGUAUCUCGACCGCGCGCAAGACGUUCCUCGUGUGCCCGACUUGUCGGGCUACUACGCCCUUCCCCACGUGCCCGACCCGUCCGUUCACCCGUCGUUCGAGGCUCUGUUCGAAGACACUUGGUCGGUGAGCAAGGGAAAAUAGUCCCUGGUGCCAACCACAGGAUAGAGAGGAACGAUGGUGGUCGUGAGGCGUGGCUAGUCUCAAAACGCGAAUCGAGAAUUUGAUGGACGCGGUCAACCUCUGGCGCCGCUCGGACCCGCUGCUCGUGAGACUCCUACUUCGCCCGGUUGAGGGUGCCACACACGCCGCAGAAAACGAACGCCGUCCCCGCAUCCCGUCAUGGGACGAUUUCAGCACCACUGGCAACAAUUUCUCCGAUGCGCCGAGGGUACCAAGAUCAAGGCCCCUCGACGGCAGCGGCAACGGGGGGUGCCCACCACGGAUGGCGGGUGAGAGCAAACUAGCGCCCUCGCACAGCAACGCGGUGGUCGGAAGGCCCUCGUACGAUAGACCAUACGAAGUUGUUGCUCAAGAACACCAGAGCGAGCGGGAAUCAAGCAAGAACAAGAUUGGCAGUGGUGUUGGUUGUGGACAAGGCAGUGACGGCUUCGUCCUGGGAAGUCCUGAAGCACCAGGGGGGGUCCAGCAGCAACGGCAGCGGCAGCCGCUGCUAAGGUCCGACUCCGACAGGGCUAUCUUGGGGCGCGUUGACUACGGCGCUGUCAAGCACGACCUAUGGAGACUAGCCGAGGAGGUUUACGAGGGGAAGGUCGACCUACGUCGUAAUCCAGGGGUGUCAUCUGCAAGCGGUGUUAACGAGGAUGUCGCCACAGCCGCCAUCAACGCAGCGUUGCUUUUGCAGACCGUUCGUUGGCGUUUCUCUCGCGCUCCGCCCGGAAAGAGUCGACGUGGGGUACUGUAUCACAUCAUCCGGAACGACAUCUUCGACAUACGCUCGACGGAAGCGGGCGGCAAAGGCGGCGGGGGUAGAGGCGUCUCGACACUCCUCGGGGUCCUUCUUCGUCUCGGAGUUCGCCCAUCGCCGCCAUCCCUGCCGUCCGCCGAGAGCCACGAAGCCAAGCAACAGCCGUCACACGAACCGAAGCACACAGCUCAAGCGCCGGAGGAGGCAGGAAACACGGAAGAUGGCGCGAAGCGGGUGUCGUCGGGAACAAAGGAAGAAAACCCGAGGUGGGAAGAGUUCGGCGGGGACCCCGGACGACUGGUGGCCGACUACACGGUCAGGUUGCUGAGCGCGCUCGUUUCCAUGAGCAAAGCUCGUUCCUACAUGCUGGGCGAGAAGUGUGAGGAGACGAUCGAAAUCCUGGCUGAAUUGCUGAGUGGAGAGAACUACCGGGAAACGAGCCUAGCCAAACGACUGCUCGGGGUCUUGGAGCGGCUGUCCAGGCGACGGUCCGCGCAGGAGGCCAUCGCCUCCUCGAGCUUCGUCGAUUGGGCCGCAAAGAUGCUAUUGUCGUGUUCCUCUCAAGGACCGGGGGCCCGAGACCCCUGUCCCCUGUUCGUGCUGCGCGUGACUGGGAUCCUUGGGAAUACUUCUGGGAGCGUUUCGGGAAGGACCGCGGCGUUGGCGGCAAGUCCCGAUUUGCUUAGGUCUUUCGGGAACUUACUCGAGCACGACGACGCCCAAGUGCGAACGAGUGCGGUCCGCGGCCUCAAGCUGCUGCUAGGGGCCCGCGAGGGGAGGGAGAGAGCCCUUGAAAUGGGCAUGGACGCUCUCUUGCAAAACCUUGGAUCGUGCGAAGGGAGCGACAAUAAUGAUUCCGCCUUUGAACACAACAUUCAGUCGCUGCUCGACCUGAUGGGUGACACGCUUGACCCCGACGCGGAAGAAGGAGAAGACGGUCGUCGCCAGUUGUCUGAGUCGGGCGGCGGAGGGCAAGAGGAUGCGGGGGACUCCGACUUCCUGUCCGACGAAGAGUCCGGAGAGGCACCCGUCGUGUCCCACUACGUGCAGGUCACGAAUGCACCGUGUGGAGAGAAACUCCUUCGGGAGCGCUACCGGCUCUCUACGGCGGAGGCGAAAGAGGAAGCCAUCGCCUGCUCUUCGGGCGGCGCGCCAUGGGGAGGGGAAGAGGAGGAGCUCGUUUGCGGCGGGAUUAGAACGAAAGCUCCCGCACGGUGCCCUGGUGCCGGAGAGUCGAAAGGGGCCAACAAUCACACACCGAGAUUGCCGACGCCCGAAGCGGGCACGGCGACGCUCAUUCGCGGGGAGGAAAAAGUGUACGAUAGGCGGCGGCCAGGUCUCCCCGACGAAAUGCAGAGCAGGCCAAGGAUUCCCCGUACACCGGCGGGAUCCAUCUCGGUCUCAGAUCCUUUGUAG